AUGGAACAGCUGCUAAAGAGCAGUGCCCCUGUGAACUCGAAGCUGGAGCAAGUCAUCAAGCUGUUGACUUCCAAAGGCUUAGCCUAUGAGGUGGUCCUCAAGCCAGAAGAUUUGUUGUGCCACCCUGCUAACAGAGGUGGUGCCAUGGUCAAUGGCUUCGAUGCUUGGGCCAAGGGGAACAGUGUGCUGACCACAGGCUUGAAGCCCAGCUUGCUCCCUCCCAACAGCUUCUGCAUGGAGAUGGACCCUGCCAGAAGAGAUGGUCAGCUCCAGGCCAACCAACAGAUGUGUGCCAAAGCUGAGAACUUGUUGGGCACAGUGAUGGGGACAGAGAGAUACCUGACUCUGGGCACAUCUCACUUUGUGAUGUACUGCAGGGCUCUUCAGCAAGGUGUUCCUGGACCAGAAGGUGAGAGGGUGAAGCCACCUCCAGAGAUGUCUGCUCUGCUGGCAUCUGGUUGGAAAUGGGUGGCAAUUGCAGCUGUUGUGGAAACUGCAUUUCCUGGGUUUCCUUCCUGGUGCCAAGCUACUUUGAACAGUGUGAACAGUACGAACAAAGUGGUAGGUGAACUGGAGGCAAUGCUUCAAAUCAGUGCUUACUUGAGAGAAGGCCAGGCCAUGAACACUGCAGUGGAUCUGGUGAAAGCAGCAGCACCAGCUUGCGGAGCUUACCUAGAGGACAUAGGCAUGAAGUUUGGCCCUACUCUCUUGAUUGGCCAAGAAAGUAUGGCAUUGCUGAGCUUCUAUGACUUCAAAGUGGAGGGCAAUUCUCUUUUGUUCACCAGAUUUGCCCUGCUGUCAGCAAUGCUGACAAGCAAGAAGCAUGCUGAUGGGUACCAGAAGUUGAUCUUCAAGAAUGACUUUGACAAAAUGGCCAGGCCUUUGAAGCAGCAGACUGUGCAGAUGGAGACAGUUUUGAAGGAUGCCUGGGUCAAAGUUCAAGAUGGCAACAUUGCUGCUGAGAUCAAGAACCUGGCAUAUGGAAAGCUGGCUGUGAGGUGUGUUCUCUACUUACUUGGUAAGCAGAAGCUUGGCAGAGACAAUGUGCAGUUUGAAAGCAUGGAGGAAAUCACUUCUGCAUACUGCCAUGAGCUGCUGGGGAAAGAUGAUGAUGCUGCACCAGCAGCUUCCAGCUCCCAAGGGCCCCAGGUGAAGGAUCUCAUCCAAGCCAGUUCUGCUGAAGUUGCUUUGAUUCAGCAUUCCCAUUUGAAGAUCAAUGAGCAGUAUAUCCACCAGAAGAAGCACACAGACAAAGUGUUCAUCCUGAAGGCAUUGACCAGUGACCACUGCAUUUUUCAGCAUGAGCCUUUGUUUGGUGAGAAAAUUUUGGUGACCUCUGGGUUGGAUGAACUGAAGCUAUGGAAAAAAACCAAGAAGGAUUUACCAAAGCUUGCACCUGAAGAGUUUGUUUCCCAGAGAAUGGUGGGAAAAGUUGGGCAGCCACUUCUAGACUACAACAAAGCCUAUGUGGACUACGUUUUGCAUGAGGCAUACUUUGCCAACCUUGUCAAGGGGAAGUUGCAGCUCUCCUUGAGCCCAGCUGGUGUGUACAGCAGCAUCAAGUUCAAGAAAGGAGACUUGCAGCUGUAUCCAUUGGGCCAUGCCCAGCUGAUCAAGCCUGAAGAGAAGAAGAAAACCAAGAACCUGGUUGUGCAUUAUGGGGGGUACCAUUUCCAGAUCGUGCCCUACAAGGCUGUGACAAGUUUUGAUGCCAAGGACAAGGGCCACCUGAUUCCUUUGUACUGGGUCCAAGACACAGAAGAAGAUAGCAAGUGCAACAUGGCUUCGAAGAGCAUUGGUUUCAUGGAUUUGAAAAUUCCAAUUUUGUACAAUUCUGUGCCCAUCAAUAGCAUGGACCAGCUUCUGAAAGCAGCACCUGCAGAAGCUGACCAGCCAUGGAGGGAGAACUUGCACUGGUCCAAUGACUCUGCACCCUGGCACUGGGAGCAGCCUCCUCUGACACCCCCAAGUGAUCCUCCUCCAGGCCCUCCAGAAUGGCAAGGUGAUGAUGCAGACACUGAAGCCUCAUUCCACCCUGAGGACAUGGCUGCUGAUGAUGCUGAAGACCAUGCUGGUGACCUACAUCUUGCAGGAGAUGGAGAAUAUGAAAUGGCUGAAGGCUAUGACCAGCCUCAGCCUGAAGGCUAUGACCAGCCUCAGCCUGAACCUGCGCAUGAAGGCCACACAUGGGACCAAGCUGAACCAGAAGAAGAAGCUCCUUGGGAGACAAAUCCAGUGACUGUGGAUGGUGCUACAGCACCUUUGUUGAGGACUACCAGGCAUUCACCUGCUGCUGCCCACCCACAUGAUGACAACCUGAAUGUGGAGAAUGUGCUGAACAAGAUGGAGCACCAGCCACAGUAUGUGCCAGACUUUAGCCAACAAGGACAAUAUAAAUCUGGCUGGAUGAAUAAGUGUAUCCUGCUGGUUGCUCUCUGGAAAGAGAGAAGGUUCAGGCAUCUGGAAGAUGUUUGCAACCGUUUUGCAGGACAUCAUAGUAUCUCCCACAAUGUAAGGUGCCUGCAGUCACACAUCAGAAAGCAUGGUGACAAAGGGCCAGUCUUGAUGGGCUACCGAUACUAG
Messenger RNA from Cladocopium goreaui, 2583 nucleotides. Lineage: Eukaryota; Dinophyceae; Suessiales; Symbiodiniaceae. The record is from the annotation of a GenBank genome assembly.